AAUCAUUCUGUCGCAUAUGAAGACAUCAUAGCCUCUAAGUGAUAUUUGGAUUCCGAUGGACUAAGUUGUUCAAUUUGAGAUCUAUAUAUUUUUUAUAUGAAUCUUGAAAUAUACUUUAAUUAUGGAAAUACACUGUAUAGUCUGGGCAAAUCAUUGCAAAACCAACUACGACGGUAAUACAAUCAAAUCCUACUAAAAACUUUUAUUGCCAUUAAAACUCAGCAAGGCACAGUAGGAUGUUUGCAAAAAGGAAAGUAGAUCCAGAACUGGAGAAGCUGAGAAACGAAGUGGAGAGACCACCAGACUUAGAUACGACCAUUGCGGAUAUCCAGAGAGAAUCAUCGCGCGUUCACGCUGCGUACUUGUUCGAGCACAUUGGCAAGGCUACACUGCAGAGACUAUGCUUGCUGCUGAGCUCCACAGCAACAGGGAAGAUUUACGACGGAUGGCAGGAGUUUGCAGCACACAUGGGCUUAACGAUGGAACAGAUACGCUGCAUAGAUUAUGACUUCAAAGGGCUCCAGGAUCCAACGUAUUACGUGCUUUUGACUUACGUGCAGUCUCCGGAGGCAACAAUGGACAAAAUUCUGAGUGGUUUGCAAAAAAUGCAACGACUCGAUAUAAUAAAUCAAAUUAAGGAUCAUGUGCACGAUCUAGUCAAUGUUGCGUCGCAACAUGUCAUAAGCCAUGAUGGUAGAGUAAAGAACAGUAGCAUGUUUUUCUUGGCGUUACAGAAUAAAUUAUGGAUUAAAGUCAAGUUUGGAAGAUAAAGCUCCAAAAAUGUAAUAAUU
Molecule: messenger RNA, 791 nt
Organism: Temnothorax curvispinosus
Lineage: Eukaryota; Metazoa; Arthropoda; Insecta; Hymenoptera; Formicidae
Exons: 3
Coding region: 237-770 (177 amino acids)
Biological process (GO): signal transduction
Molecular function (GO): protein binding
Source: RefSeq, a predicted model, not a curated record